This is a messenger RNA of Nothobranchius furzeri (turquoise killifish), 1512 nucleotides long. The record is from RefSeq and is a predicted model, not a curated record. NCBI's taxonomy places the organism in Eukaryota, Metazoa, Chordata, Actinopteri, Cyprinodontiformes, Nothobranchiidae.
UUUUAAACCUUUCAGUGCUUUUUCGUAGAAAUACUGGGACGCACGCUGGUCUACUGGUUUGCAACCGUUUAUUUUGUGUUUUAGUUGUUAGUUGGUUAUUUCAUUGUUAUUUCGCUGUUAGUUAUUUUGGUUUUUGUUGUUUUCUUACGAUCAGCUGCUUCAAUUGUCAGUUCUUCUCACUGCAGCCGCCAGCCACCAGCCACCAUGGCUAGCAGCAGCUCUUCUGAGCCUCUGAGAGUAAAAGCAGAGCUAUGGAAUGGGGUGAAGACAAUGGUCAACACCCCAUAUCCUUUCCUUACUGAGAGAAGUAACUUUGGCUGAGAAGAUCAGCUGGGGUUGAUUUUUGUUAUUUAUUUAUUUAUUUGUUUGUUUGUUUGUUUCUCAUUCACAAACUUUCUCAAUUCACAACUGGAAGCUUUAGAAUUCCAUGCUUCCAGGAAACUGGUACUGGACGAGCGUGAAACUUUUCAUCUUUUAGAUUAGAACUGAGGAAGCUUCUUAAAUGAGACAGGACAUGUCUUUGUGACAGAAGUGAAUGUUUAGCUACCUCUGGUGGGUUGUAAUCUGUUUAAUCUGUGCCUGUAAUCUGUAUUUGGAUUAUCUGAACAUGUUUUGGCCUUAACCUUUUCCACGUUUUGGGACCUGCUCAAGGUGCUUGUAAUCCUUACCAGCAUUGUGAGCGUGAGCAUGUACAGCCCCAUCGGUGAGGAGCCCCAGCACCUGAGGUUCAUCAACCUCGGCUGCAUCUGCUUCUUCAUUUUUGACAUGUUCCUGAAGAUGGCGUCGCUGGGCAUCUGCAGGGAGCGGGGUCACCUUCGUAGCAUCUGGAACCGGGUGGAGUUAUUUGUCCUGAUUUUUGAGAUCGUGGACUGCCUCCUUUUCUGGUCCCAGAUGCACUUGAGGAUCAGCUACCCACUGAAGGUGGUCAGACUGAUUAUCAGAGUGAGGGAACUGCGAAGGUGGAUCAAGACUGUGGUGAAAAUCAUACCCAUUAUAGCAGAGUACAUUCUCAUGUACCUGUCUAUGGUGUACAUCUUCGGCACCAUGGGGGUCCAGCUGUGGGCCGGCGACCUCCACCAUCGGUGCUACACGAGCGGCCUGGACCUUGCGUUGAAGCUGAACAUGAGCGAGUACUAUCAGUCCUCUCCUGAUGAGUUCUCUGAGUUCCUCUGCUCGCCGAACCCCGACGGGAUACGCCAGUGCAAGGACAUUCCUCCGCUGCGCCAGAAUGGACAGACCUGCAUGUUGGCCCCGCCCAGUGCAAACUGGUCAUCUGCACUACUGGCCAACAGCAGCGCCCUGACCAAUUCAACAGCCUGCAUCAACUGGAAUGUCCUGUACAACGCGUGUCUUCCGCUGGGCCCAAAUCCGGGGUUUGGGGGCAUCAGCUUCGACAACAUUGGAUAUGGGAUGCUCACCGUGUACCAGGUGGGAAUCAGCCUAAAUCUGCCCACAGGUUCAAGGUUUCUGACCCCUGUUUGAUUAUUUGUUGCAUUUGUGAAUUCUAAUGCU